This is a messenger RNA of Caenorhabditis sp. 36 PRJEB53466, 922 nucleotides long. NCBI's taxonomy places the organism in Eukaryota, Metazoa, Nematoda, Chromadorea, Rhabditida, Rhabditidae. The record is from the annotation of a GenBank genome assembly.
AUGGCCACCAGGCGACGAAUCGGCGUGGCUGCGAUCCAAAAACGGCAAGAAACCGCCAAUAAGGUUGGAAACUUAUUCUUACCCAAAAAUGUCCGUUUUUCAAAAAUUAAAGUGAUUUGCAGUUUGCCGCGAAAGGAGAUCAAUUGGCCGGCGAGCAACUGGCUCAAUUCUCGCAACAAUUGGACCAAUUAUCCGCUGGGUGCGUGUAAUUUUUUGAAUCCAGAAUUAUUUUGAAAAAUGCAAUUUUCAGACUCGAAAUGUUCGCUCAACGCCAUCGCGACGAAAUCAAGAAGAACUCGCAAUUUCGGCGAUACUUCCAGGAAAUGUGCGCCAGCGUGGGCGUUGAUCCGUUGGCUUGUACGCGGAUUUUUCCAAAAUUAUGGGGAACUAUCUGAAAUUCUCUAUUUUUAGCGAGCAAAGGAUUCUGGGCGAAAGCACUCGGUUUCGGCGACUUUUACUACGAGCUGGGCAUUCAAAUCGUCGAGGUUUGUACUUUUUUUGAGAACAAAUUCCGCAAGCAUCAUCCAAAAUACCAUUUUUUGCAGAUUUGCCUCUCGACGACCCAUAUUAACGGCGGAAUAAUGACUGUGGAGGAGAUCCGCAACCGGCUGAUGCGGACGCGUUCUCGCACUCGCAAAGAUACCAUUUCCACGUUAGUUUUUGAAACGUUUUGUGAUUUUCAUCGACUUUCCUGAGGCUUUCUCCACAAAUUUACCCAAAUGAUUGCAGAGAUGACAUUCUGCGCGCGGUGGACAAGCUUAAAGUGCUCGGGAACGGAUUCGAGCUGGUCCCGCUAGGCGGAGGCCGGUUCCUCGUCCAAUCGGUUCCCGGAGAGCUGAGUAUGGAUCAUUCGCGAGUGCUCCAGUUGGCGGAGGACGCCGCCUACGUCACCAAAGAGCUCAUUAUGGACAAAUUGAGGUAG